CGGCGCAAGCCGGCGAGUGUCCGUUGGGAAUUCGCUCAAGAGUCGCUUCUUUUCCCCUGGCCGCCGGCAACUGCUCGCUCUCUCUCUCUCUCUCUCUCUCUCUCCCCGCCAUGGCAUCGCUGCUGCCGCUUUUGUGGGCUGCAACGUUUCUUUGCGCAGAUCUAAUUGAAGGUGUAACAAUAACAUCGACAGAACAGACCACGGUUACAAAAGCUCAAGGAGAUAAAGUUACACUGCUGUGCACAUUUACUCUCGCUACAGCAGAUACAAGCGCUGAUGAAGUUGAAUGGAGUAUUUUGCCACCACAAGGGGAAGAACCAGUUAUCAUAUAUAAUGAAGGCAAACUUUAUGAUAAAUAUGCUAUGAUGGGACGAGUACAGUUUGCUAAACAAAAUCCAACAUCUGGAAAUGCAAGCAUUGAUAUCUUAAAUUUAAAACCAGAAGAUACUGGCACAUACCAAUGUAAAGUGAGGAAACUUCCUAGUAUUAAAACUCAUAGAGUCCAUUUGAUAGUACUUGAAAAACCCAUGAAGACUAAAUGCCACAUUGAGGGAUCACAGGAGAUUGGAAGUGAUCUUACUCUGAAAUGUAAAUCCCAAGAAGGCUCUCCCAUCAUAGUUUACUCCUGGGAAAAAAUUACUGGUUCACAAGAACUUCCAGCAACAGCAUUACCAAAUGAAAAUACAGGUGACUUAUUUGUGAAAAAUGCCUCUCAGACUUAUUCUGGUACUUACACAUGUUUGGCUUACAAUAAAGUCGGCAGAGAUGAAUGUUCUGUCAUACUGUCUAUUGUACCCCCUAUAGAUAGAGCUGGUACUAUUGCUGGAGCAGUUAUAGGAACUCUUCUGGCACUCAGCUUAAUGGCUUUUAUCAUUUUCUGUUGCUAUAAGAAACGAAGAGACACAAAAUAUGAAAAAGAAGUACAUCAUGAUAUCAGAGAGGAUGUUCCUCCUCCAAAGAGUCGUGCCUCAACAGCCCGUAGCUAUAUAGGGAGUAAUCGAUCAUCUUUGGGCUCAAUGUCUCCAUCUAAUAUGGAUGGUUUUACCAAAACUCAGUACAAUAAAGUGCCGAGUGAAGACUUUGAACGUACUCCGUCUCAGAACCAGUACUUUGAUCCACCAAAGGUAGCUGCACCUAAUCUAAGUAGAAUGGGAGCUAUUCCUGUGAUGAUACCAGCACAAAGCAAAGAUGGUUCCAUAGUAUAACAUGACAUUAAUUUGAAGUUUUACCAGUUCAUUACCACGUUGAUGAUUAGUUUGUUCCAGUUCUACACAUUUAAAAAUACUCUUGAACAUCAAGAUAUAUCUGCUUAGCUCAACAUAUUUUUAUUAAGUUUGACUGCUUGCAUUGAAAAGUUGACAGUGAAAAAAUGCUGUCCACAUUUGUAGGAAUUUCUAAAUAAAUAUUCAAAUAUGAAUUAUUGAUCUAUUAGUUAUAGUAGAUUGUAUGACAUGAAGCAUUUUGUAUUUACAUUAUUACAGAUACCUGUUUAUAUGAGGACUGUUACAAUGACAGUUUUUCUGUUCACAAAUCUGAAAAUAGAGACUCGCAUUCUUGUAAUAUUGAUUCUGGAGUACUUUUCUCAAAAACUUUGAAUAUUUAAAAUGCAUUAUUAGUUAUAGUAAUGCACAUGUUUACCAUAUUUACCAAUUUCUGUCCUUUAACACACUUUCUCUUUCUGUCUCUUUCUCACUCUUGCUCUCUCCAGUCUUACAGGCUAUUGCUUGUUCUAUGUGGAUAAAUUGCUCCUUUCUAGAUAUGUAAUAUUGAAUGGAUUUAGUCAGCAUACUAACUACAAACAUGAUCUGAUAGUGAAAUUAAUCCUGAAUUCAAUCAUUAAUGAUAUGUUACAAGCUAUACUUGCAAUUUUGAAAUUCCCUGCUUUUUAUAAAGAUUUGUGCAAAUAAAUUUUACAUAUGGGACCAGAAUACUUAAGUUUAAUUUAUAAAAUAUACUGGCAGAAUUACAUUUUUGUAAUAAAGUUUUCUGUAACACAAGAGCUGGUGAGGGCUUCCCCGCUAUAUUAAUAUCCUCAGUGUUAUAACUUAGUACUUUUUUAUUAAUUCAUCCUAUUUAUAUUCCUCUACUGCUUUUAUUACCAAUAAAAAUGAUUGGAAUACCAAAAAGUGAAUAUUGGCUUAAGCUGGUAGUUUAUAUGUAUAUGUGACAAAUUAUACCUUCUUAUUAGGAAAUUGCUCCCAAUGAGUUAUAAAAUUUGCUUCUGUCUUUCUUUUUCCCAUUUAUCAUGUCCAAUUCUUGGAGACUGCAGUUUUCUUGACAAGGUUUUUCAGAAAGCUGUUGCCUCCUUCCUAGGGCUGAGAUAAUGUGACUAGCCCAAGAUAACCAGUUGGUUUUCUGACUAAAGUGGGACUAGAACUCACUGUCUUUCAGUUUCUAGCCUGAUGCCUUAACCACUUCACCAAAUUGGCUCUUAUGCUUUUUGUACAUGAAAAAUUUACUGCAAGAGAAGUUUAAAUAUUUAUACUUGAUAACUUAAUUUUUUUUUUGAAAUUGUGGUUCUCGUGUACAUGAAUAAUUAAAAAAUUAAGAUAUCAAGAAUUAAUAUUUAAACUUACCUUGUAGUAACCCAAAUUAGUAUAUUGAUAUUUCUUGUCUUACAAUCAUAGUUGGGACCAGAAUUUCAGUUGCUAAGUGAUGCAGUCGUAAAGCGAUAUAUCAUGUGAUCACAUCACUUAGUAAUCUCAGCACUCCUGAAUUAUGGAUUGUUAAGCAGAGAGAGUCUCAUGUAUCACAGAGAAGAGGGGGCCUGGUGCAGGCUGCAUGCAAGUUGGGGAGAGUUGCAGUGUGGUACAAAGGUGCUGGAAUCCUCAGCUUCUCCACCCCGAUCCAGUAGCAUGACACAAUGGUGCUGCACCCUCAGAAGCCUCACCUAUCCCACCAGGCCAAGCAGAGCUUAAUGACUGCAGGGCCGUACAUCUUUUCCCAUCUGCCUAUUUCCUCCUGAUCUGUGCCCUUUUGGCCAUCUUGCAAAGCAGCACUAGUCAGCCAUUCCUUCUCCAAAUAGUACAUCCAUUCUUGCAAGACCAGAAGAUUUUUGAAGAGUCACUAGAAUGGGAUAUGUGGCUUGGAGAAGGAAUGACAUGCAUGGUUUGGAGAAUGAGGUGUCUGAAGCAUCGCAAGAAUGGGACUUUUGCAUUCUCCCAAUAGUGCAUCCAUUCUUAUGAAACUUGGGGAAGAUAAGAAAGUUCUGGGGCUGAAGUAGAGGCCUGGGGGGUGGUAUUAGCUGAUUGAGCCUGCAAAAAGUAAUGGGCCUCUACUUUAGCCCCAGCCCUGCCAUUGUGCAGGAUGGUUAAAAAGUAAUAGAUUGGGGGAAAAUAGAUGGGGGGAGGGAUUGCCGAUCCCCUGAAUCCAUGAUUGCAGGAGUGUUGCAGUGAGCUUAAACUCAUGGUCUUAAACUCAUUUUUUCAGUACCAUAAUAAUUGAAUGGUCAUAAACCAAGAACCACCUGAAAUAUCUUAAUUGUAGUACAGUGUUUCUGUGUUACCUAAUUUUAAUUUAAAGAAUUUUUAUUUAUAAAUGUAAUGCAACAUAGUAGUACAAAUAACUUUGAUAUUUAUUAAGUGGACCUGAUCUGAUAGUAUGAUAUAUUGAAUUAAAUAAUAAACAGUUUUUGAAGUGCACACACUAUUAUUACUAAGUUUAGAUACUGGAGAGAAGUAUUAGUCUUCGCAUAUUGAGGUCUUUUAGGUUUCUUGAUACUGUUAGAUAUAAAUUUUUAUGUCUGCCUUAAACAUGUGUUCAAUAAACUUUAUAUUUGAUUGUAUGUCAGAUUUCUCCUAUAAAAUUUCUGACCACCAUGAAAAACAGUUUUUGAAAAAUACUGCAAUUUCCUUUAUUGUUUAAUAUUUACUGCCAAAUGCUGGUUAAGUCACUGCAUAAUUUUGUAUUUCAGAAUUUCUGCCUUUACUAUUUUUAUAAUUCCUUCAUGGGGUUUGAUCUUACUCAUACAACUCCCACUGCACAAGACUACUGAAUUAUUGUUAUUAUGCCAUUUAAAAAUAGAAUAGAAAGAUAAUAAUAAAAAUCAAUGUUCAAUAAGAAGGCAGCUUCCUCUUAAAUUUAUGUUGGAUUAAACCUAACUAUUGUGUUUAAAGCUGGCUUGCUGAAAUCCGUCAAUCAAACUCGUGAGGUUUUUUUUAUUAUUAUGUUUGCACAUUGACGUUUUUAAAAAGAUGUGACUAUUGUAAUAACAAAGAGUGUGCAUAUGUUCACGUGUUUUCAGAAAAAAAAAUCAAAGGAUUUGGAAAUGCAUUAUGAACUUAUGGUGUGGUAUACAGUACUCUGAAGUACUACACUCAAGAAUUUGGCUACAUUGUUUAAAUAAUAGUUAGGUUUGAACAGUUCUGUCAUUCUGUUGUGCCAGUAGAUUGUUUCAAUGUGUAUACUUAAUAGAAUUCAGACAAAAUGCAAAAUGCUAUUUGAAGUUUGAAAAAUUCUGGAAAAUUUAAUUUUAUCAUUGCUCUUUCUCAUGAAAAUAAUAAAUGAAUAGUAAAAAGAUACAGUGGUUUAUCAGCAAAAUGUGAUUUCUACAUAUUUAAAUGUAGGAUAGUCUGGUUGUAUUUGUAUAUAUAUUAGGAAUUGAUUUGGGUUGGACUAUUCUAUACUUCUAGAAUGUAUUGAAAGUAAUUUACAUUUGAUACAAUCUGAUUCAUAUUUUGUAAAAGAUCGCUUUUCAUGAGGCUGUGUUUCAAUUGUGAUGUAUCAGAGCUCAAGAAAAAGUUAUCUAUUUUACAUAUAGUAAUAAAAAGGCAAACAAGCUGGGAUGAUUCAUAUUAAGGCAAUUCGACCUUUAUCUCCCACAAGCUAUUGGUAGGAAAAGAGAUCAGUUGAUUAUUACACACUUUAUUCUUAUGAGCCCUUUCAGUAGCUAUGUUUGUAGUAAUAGUAUGAUUGAUAAUAGAGAUUGUGCAACUAUUGCCAAUUUAAUUAUGUUAAAAUUUAUUUUGCCUUUUUAAAAUAGCUUUCGAAUAAGUAGAUUAAUCGGUUUAUAUUAAUAGACUGUUGGCUUAUGUUAAAGUAUGAACUUAAGAUUCCUUUUGAAUGUGAAAAUUAAUGUAGGUUUUAUAUUAAUAUUGCAUGUAUCAAAUCUGUCAAAUAGCAUACACAGGAGUUAAAUUAUGUUAUGUUACAAGUCCAUUAGCUUUAUAUUUAGUUAAUGUUAAUCCAGUAACCCCUUUUUAUGACCCUGUAAAUCGUUUACAGUACAUCUUUUAAAUAUAUGUACUGUACAGAAUAUUUUGUUUUGUGGUUUUUAAUCAGAGAUGUCAAUGUCAUUAACAGAGUAUGUAUUUUUUUAUAUGUAAAACUGGCAACUUUUAAAGCCAAAUGCACCCUUUCCUGGAAUUGUGUGACUUUGGAAUACUGUAGGACAAAAGGGUUGCUUAUUUAAAGAGGGAAUCAAAACACAUCCCUGGAACACAGUAAAUGGAACAAAUUGUGAAGAACAUUUAUGAGGCACCAUCACAAGUUUUGGGUUUUGUGAUGAACCCACUUAUAUAUGAUUUUUUUCCCCUACAUUUUUGUUAAAAAUUAUAAGCACUGAAAAUUGUGGAAGGAACUGGUUUUAUUACUGGUAUGUUUUAUUACUGGUAUAAUGUUUGCAAUAAAGAUAUUAGUAAAGCA
This is a messenger RNA of Pantherophis guttatus, 5643 nucleotides long. RefSeq names its product CXADR cell adhesion molecule (gene CXADR). Gene Ontology annotation, cellular component: basolateral plasma membrane; bicellular tight junction; intercalated disc. Gene Ontology annotation, biological process: homotypic cell-cell adhesion. Gene Ontology annotation, molecular function: cell adhesion molecule binding. The record is from RefSeq and is a predicted model, not a curated record. Lineage: Eukaryota; Metazoa; Chordata; Lepidosauria; Squamata; Colubridae.